Messenger RNA from Phascolarctos cinereus (koala), 2469 nucleotides. It is a transcript of the gene ORMDL3, whose product is annotated as ORMDL sphingolipid biosynthesis regulator 3. The record is from RefSeq and is a predicted model, not a curated record. Gene Ontology annotation, cellular component: endoplasmic reticulum membrane. NCBI's taxonomy places the organism in Eukaryota, Metazoa, Chordata, Mammalia, Diprotodontia, Phascolarctidae.
GGAGCUGGGUCAGGGUGUGGACACGUGUGGACACGUGUAUGGAAGGGCCUGGGGGGUUGUUGUCAAGGCUGCCCAGGCAUAUGUGUAUGUGGGGCUCUGGUGAGGAGUCAUGAGGAGAGGGGUUAACAGGACUGCUUAUGAGGAGUCGUGGGGAUGGAGUCAUGCUUGGGAGAGUUGUGUACUGAAGCAGCUGUUUUCUAGUCUGAGAGGAACGGCCUCAGAGAGCGGCAGCCCCAGGGGCGGCAAGAUGAAUGUGGGCACGGCGCACAGUGAGGUGAACCCCAACACGAGGGUGAUGAACAGUCGGGGCAUCUGGCUCUCGUACGUGCUGGCCAUCGGGCUCCUCCACGUUGUGCUGCUCAGUAUUCCUUUUGUCAGCGUCCCAGUCGUCUGGACCCUCACCAACCUCAUCCACAACAUGGGUAUGUACAUCUUUCUACAUACAGUAAAGGGAACACCCUUUGAGACACCUGACCAGGGUAAGGCACGGUUGCUCACUCACUGGGAACAGAUGGACUAUGGUGUACAGUUCACGGCCUCCCGAAAGUUCCUGACCAUCACACCGAUUGUGCUGUAUUUCCUAACCAGCUUCUAUACCAAGUACGACCAGCUCCACUUCAUCCUCAACACAGUGUCUCUGAUGAGUGUGCUGAUCCCCAAGCUGCCUCAGCUCCAUGGCGUCCGGAUUUUUGGGAUUAAUAAGUACUGAGGGCCCAGCCCCCUCCUUGCCCUGCCCUAGGGGAAUCUGAGGAGAUGAAGAUGAAGGGGGCCUCCAUGCAGGUGCCCAGAGACUGGUGUUGAGCCUGUGGGCCUAGUUAAAGCUGUCCCUUCCCCCUAUUCCCCCCACCCCUCCCCCCAGUAGUCAAAAUGGAGUAGCCUUUAGUGGGGUUAGAGAGGGGGAUUCUCCCCUGUUCCCCCCUCCCCUCUCAGUGGCUUUGUGCCCUUUUUGAUUUUUUCCCAUUUGGAUAGAGAAUAAAUGUGGGAGGGGUUGUGUGGUACUUAAGUGGGCCCAGCUACUUGGGCUGAGGAGGCACAGAGGAUGUUGGGAAACCCCAUGCAUUCACUGUAACUCUGGCCAAUGCACUUUAACCCCCUCCCCGGGCAGGGGGGCAGAGGAAAUGGUACAGCCUCUAGAUCAUAUUUCACUUUAAUUCUCUUGGUUGACAGAGAGAGAGAGAGAAAGUAUGUGUGUGUGUGUGUGUGUGUGUGUGUGUGUGUGUGUGUGUGUGUGUGAGUAUGAGUGUGAGUGUGAGGAGAAAGAGAGAGAAACAUGUGUGAGUCUAUGCAUGCAAUUCUACCUUUCAGGGCAGAACAUUGUCUGUCUAUCCACCCAGUCAAGUCCAUUAGGUACACAAAAGAUCAAGGAAAAAGUGUUUAAGCACUUGGGAGUGGGGAAGGUACUGUGAGUGGGUAAGGAAUCAGGGGUAGCUUAGUCCCCAAGGUAGGAAGAACCUAAGGCUCUGACUUAGCCUGGGGUGGGACUGGGAGGGCAGCUGGAAGAGGUCGGGACAGUGAGUAGUGAGUUUGUGAUGCUGGAAAGGAGCAAAAAGCAGAAAGGAGAGUUACAAAUGGAGGCUCCUUUUCUUGGUUCUUGAGCCACUUUCAAGGGGAGGAGACAGAGAACUCAUCUUCUGAAUGUGGGGUGGCGAGGUGAAGGGACAAGGUUGAGCCUGUCACCUUUGUUAGUAUCUCAGCUUUGGGCUAUAGUGUUGAGGCAGAGGAAUAUGAGUCCUCAAGGGACUGGUGUUGUCACCUACCGAUGAGGGCUGUGGAGGGUGGUGAGCACAGAGCCCACUCUGCACUGGCUUUAGGAGAGGGGCAGGUAGUGUAGCCUCUGGUUGGGUAGUAGAAGAGUGUCCUUGUCCCCCCUGCACACCGCCCUCCCCUCCCCAUCAGCCUGCCUUUCUUCAUCUCCCUCCUAGUACCACUUAGCUGGAGACCAGGUCCUUUUGGGCAUGCAGCAUAGGUUGCAAGGAUGGGUGGGUAUUUUGUUAGUGUCGGUUGAUUUGCCCCUUAUUUUUCCUGCUCUUGAGGCAUCUGUCAUUUGGAGCUGGCACUAUUCAAGUAGACGUGGCCCACUGCCCCCGAGCUUCUCUUCCUGGUAGCUAGCCACUGAGAGGAGGAAAGAAGUGGGGCUCAGGGGGGAAUUGAGGAGUUUUACUUUGGAGAAAGAGGAGAUGCAAGAGAGAGAACAUGUGUGUGUCUGCACACAUGUGCACGUGUAUGCUUGUGUACAAGAUCCUGUGUGUUCUGAGACACCUUCUGCUCCUUCCCCAAAGUGCGAGGGAAGAGGGGUGAUCACUACGCCUUGUUCUCUGCCUCUUGUGCCACCUCCCUCACAACCGCCAUCCCAUGUAUUAUAGGGAACUUUCAAUUCAGAACCUUUCUAAGACAGUAUGAAUAGGAUUUUUACUCCCUCUUUGUACAGUAUUCUGAAAGAAGCAAAUAAAAGGCAGUGUGUUCCUGUCC